AUGGAUCCUUAAAAUUUACCUAAAGAAUGGGCUAUUGAUCAUAGAUUUAAAAGAAAUUUUGGAGAAAAAUCGAUUUAUUAUUAGAAGUAAGAAGCAAGUGAAGAAAAACAGGAAUUAAAACAAUAAGAACAACAAGACAUAUAACAAUGA
Molecule: messenger RNA, 150 nt
Organism: Paramecium tetraurelia
Lineage: Eukaryota; Ciliophora; Oligohymenophorea; Peniculida; Parameciidae
Exons: 1
Source: RefSeq, a predicted model, not a curated record